Penicillium canescens is the source of this 693-nucleotide messenger RNA. RefSeq names its product LysM peptidoglycan-binding domain-containing protein. The coding region runs from base 1 to 693 and encodes 230 amino acids. The record is from RefSeq and is a predicted model, not a curated record. Lineage: Eukaryota; Fungi; Ascomycota; Eurotiomycetes; Eurotiales; Aspergillaceae. The transcript has a single exon.
AUGUAUCCUUCCUCCCUCAAGAUAUUCCUUUUGGCACUAGCUAUCUCAGCUUCUGCCCUUCCACACAAAAGCCGAAGCACCUGUGAUGAAUCAUCUCUUAACGCCACCUCUUUCGUGUACACCACAACAUCUGAAGAUACCAUUUUCAGCAUCGCCAAGAAAUUCGACCGCGGAGCAUGCGAUAUUGCGCGUGCCAAUCGCAUGAUCGACGCAGAACACCUGUACGCGGAUUUCACGCUUCGCAUCCCCGCCCAAGUUUGCAACCCCGACAACAGCACCUGUCUUUUGACCAAGCAGAAUGCCACAGAAACAUGUGUGAAGGGUGGUCCGCACGACUACAGAACUAUCGCUGGCGACACGAUUGAAAGAAUUGCCCUUUACAAGCUGAACGUCACCGUUGACACCAUCUGGUCUCAGGCAAAGGGCAUGAUUUCUUCGACAACUGAGGUUUUGCCUGCGGGUACCUGGCUCAAGAUUCCUCAGUGUGUUCCUAGUGUUUGUAGUGUCACUCCGUUCCAUUUCACCUAUGGUGUUUACAAGGAUCUUGCUGAGAAGUUCGGCACCACUGUUGGUCAGAUUAUGUCAUUUAAUGGCAUGUACAAUUAUAGUGAUCACACUGCUGCGGAGGCUGCCUGGAUUACUGUUCCUAUGGGAUGUACUACGUUGGCAUUGAAUGUGACCGAGGAGAUUUAG